This is a messenger RNA of Salvelinus fontinalis (brook trout), 25545 nucleotides long. RefSeq lists its product as uncharacterized. The coding region runs from base 16118 to 17476 and encodes 452 amino acids. Lineage: Eukaryota; Metazoa; Chordata; Actinopteri; Salmoniformes; Salmonidae. Gene Ontology annotation, molecular function: catalytic activity. The record is from RefSeq and is a predicted model, not a curated record. The transcript is spliced from 2 exons.
CCACACACUCCCGAACAGUAGGUGGCGGCAUGCACCUUUAACGUUUGUUUGCGGACCGCCAUUAUAUCAUAGAAGAAGAAGGCUGUGUUGUGCUCUUUCCACAAGUUGUAAAAGCAAGCAGAGUAUACUGAUGUAGCUGGCAAGCUAAUUUCCGACACUUCACACUGACACAGUGGACCAAUUUCUUCAUACUGCUCCCACCUGCAGCUUUUCAUACCGCACCCUGCCAGUGGCAAGAACUGGUCCCAAACCCAACUGCAGUCCCGCAAUGUUAUUUUAGGUGUAUGUGACGCACCUCACUUGCCAUCCAUGAUCACACCAAUUUUGCUCUCUAUAGGCAAUAUCAAAUGUGCAAAAAUAAUAAAGUUAAAUUAGCAGAGAUUCUCAAAUGGCCCUUACAGUAUAUUAGGCUAUCUGUGUUACUGGGCCCUUACAGUAUAUUAGGCUAUCUGUAUUACUGGGCUAUAUCAGCCAAUAUGAUAGAUGUAGUUUGAAGAGGGCGGAGUUGGAGAGACUUGCACUUUCUCUUGAGAUAUUUUUAUAGCCUACCUUUUAGAGGUGGGAAGAUUUUCAGAUGGAGAAAUAUAUCAAUAUCUAUUUAUAGGCAGUGUAGUAAACUAUAGCCUAAUCAUAGGCCUAUUUAGGAGGACGCUUUGCAGGCAGAGACAAAUAAAUGGGUAAUCAAUACUUAUUGAAAAUAAGAAGGCGCAAUGCUCGCUCACCAUAGCAGCCUAACCUAUGUGCACGUUGUGCCUUUUCAAUGAUGAUUACAAUCUUUGAUUGCACUUCGACUCAGGUUUGUUGAGCGCCCUCCACUUCUUUCAAUUGUCAAUAUUUAUUUACAGAAAAUGUAGGAAACUACAGUCUAAUCAUAUUUGGGCUCCCAAGUGGUGCAGUGGUCUAAGGCACUGCAUUUCAGUGCAAGUGGGGUCACUACAGUCCCUAAUUCGAAUCCAGGCUGUAUCACAUCCGGCCGUGAUUGGGAGUCCCAUAGGGCGGCACACAAAGUAAUUAAGAAUUUGUUCUUAACUAGUUAAAUAAAGGUAAAACAUUUUUUUUAUAUAUAUAUAUGAUAAUUUCAUAUUUAAGUUAACUGCCACAUAAUUCUCCGCCCAUGUAGGCAGCCUACUCUAUUUCAAUGAGACCAAACAUACUAGGGGCACUUGAACUCUAGUAUGUGAACUAAGAGAGGUAGGAUACUGAAGUUAAAGCAGUGAAUUCUGAGUGUGUGAAUAAUGCGAAAAAAUAUGUUUUUUUUAAUACAAGAGGUAGGCUAACGCAUUUAAAGCAGAAAGAGGACUGUUUCCAAAUAACUUGUGGGACAGCAAAAAUAUUUUUAUCCCAAGGUCAUCUGUCUGACUGUCGCAGAAUGAAAAAUGCAGACCGCGCACCAAUAAUUUGUCGGGACCCGCAAGUCCUGCAAGCAUCGCGGGGGAAUGCAGCCCUCUAGUGCACAGUCAUUGUACCAGGAUCAGAUGGUGACAGGGGUCCCAGCAGAGUCAGACAGCCAGGGAAGACCAGACCACAGAGCUCAGGUGAGCAGUAUAUUAACAUCAGUGAAUGAUACAAUGUUCCAUCUUACAGGACAGUAUCUUAAGCUUUAAGAUACAGUCUGGGAUCUGGGAAUAAUUAUAAUUUCAAUUAUUGAACUGUUGAUUCUAUUCUUGGAUAAUACAUUGUAUAAAUGUACACCAAGGUAAUUAUUUGUCAUGCCUCAUCUUAGGAGGAUCAGAUGGUGACAGGGGUCUCAUUAGGGUCAGGCAGCCAGGGAAGGCCAGUCUGUGAUGGAGCUGAGGAGAAUUUUUGCAGAUACAACGCUUUCUUCUCUCUGUGCAGAACACACUGGACAAGCCAGACACUAUUUUAAGACAAACCUCAAGUUGAUUUAAAACUGUAUCAAGGGUUGAUACAGGCUUUUCCAGAUGACACACAACAUGUAUAGUAAAACAAAAAGGUGAGGAAGAUCUGGUAGAAGCUAUUGAUGAUGAUGAUGAAUGGAUACAGAUGUGUUUGAAGGCCGAGUCAUGUUCAUAUCGUCUCAGACAUAAAUGACUGCAGUUUGAGACCAUCAAUAGAACGUACUAUAUGCCAGUGAAACUGAAUUACAUGCACUCAGAAAUUUCAUUCCUCUACUGGAGGUGUAAAACACAAAAGGGGACAUAUUUGCAUAUGUUAUGGGGUUGUGAAGGCUGGCUGAAUUCUUGCAAAGAGUCUGUUCUUUUAUCUCAGGAUGUCUACAGAUUCUCCCUGUUUUUGUUUGCUUGGAAAUGUUGAUACUGGAGACUGUUAUCUGAAGAAACUGUAACCAAGCAUUUAUAGUGGCCAAGAAAUGCAUUGCCAUUAAUUGGAAGGUUGGUUAUCCUCCCACAAUGCCAAGUUAUGUAUCACUAGAUUUGAUUUAAUACAAGAUUAAGUGUAUACUGGGCAAAUUUCAUAAUGUCUGGAUGCCUUAUAUGGAAAACGGUACAACUAAAGGAAUCUGUAUUGAAAACAUGCCCACGUCAGGGCAGAUACCUACAGUACAUUCGGGGGGGGGUUCAGACCCCUUGACUUUUUCCACAUUUUUUGUUACGAUUGGACAUGGUCAAGAAAGGCCCACACCUGUCUAUAUAAGGUCCCACAGUUGACAGUGCAUGUCAGAGCAAAAACCAAGCCAUGAGUUUGAAGAAAUUGUCUGUAGAGCUCAGAGGCGGGAUUGUGUCAAGGCACAGACCUGGGGAAGGGUACCAAAAAAUAAUGCAGCAUUGAAGGUCCCCAAGAACACAGUGGCCUCCAUCAAUGUUAAAUGGAAGAAGUUUGGAACCAUCAAGACUCUUCCUAGAGCUGACCGCCAGGGCAAACUGAGCAAUCGGGGUAAAAGGGCCUUGGUCAAGGGAGGUGACCAAGAACCUGAUGGUCACUCUGAAAGAUCUCCAGAGUUCUUCUGUGGAGAUGGGAGAACCUUCCAAAAGGACAACUAUCUCUGCAGCACUCCACCAAUCAGGCUUUUAUGGUAGAGUGGACAGACAGAAGCCACUUCUCAGUAAAAGGCACAUGACAGCCUGCUUGGAGGUUGCCAAAAGGCACCCAAAGACUCUCAGACCAUGAGAAACAAGAUUCUCUGGUCCGAUUAAACUCUGGUUUGGUCUGAAUGCCAAGCGUCACGUCUGGAGGAAUCCUGGCACCAUCCCUACGGUGAAGCAUAGUGGUGGCAGCAUCAUGCUGUGGAGAUGUUUUUAGCGGCAGGGACUGGGAGAUUACUCAGGAUCGAGGCAAAGAUUAAUGGAGCAAAAUACAGAGAGAUCAUUGAUGAAAACCUGCUCCAGAGUGCCCAGGACUUCAGACUUGGGAAAAGGUUCACCUUCCAACAGGACAAUGACCGUAAGCAGACAGUCAUGACAACACAGGAGUGGCUUCAGGACAAGUCUCUCAAUGUCCUUUAGUGGCCCAGCCAGCCUGGACUUCAACCUGAUCUAACAUCUCUGGAGAGACCUGAAAAUAGCUGUGCAGCGAUGCUCCCGAUCCAACCUGACAGAGCUUGAGAGGAUCUGCAGAGAAGAAUGGGAGAAACUCACCAAAUAUAGGUGUGCCAAGCUUGUAGCGUCAUACCCAAGAAGACCUUUGGCAGCUGUAAUCACUGUCAAAGGUGCUUCAACAGAGUACCGAGUAAAGGGUCUGAAUACUUAUGUAAAUGUGAUAUUUCAGUUUUGAAUUUUUUUAAUAAAUGAGCCAAAAUUUGUGGUAUUGUGUAGAUUGAUGAGAAAAAAAUGUAUACUUUCCGAAGGCACUAGUAGGACAUGGCUCAACUGGCAAAAACCAUGAGCCAAGCAAUUGGUAUAGUAAUCUUAGUAGAUUGUACAAAGCCUCAUAUCGUUCUAUGGCAAUAAACACCAGGUGAAAAAUUGAAACAGACGUGAGGUACAUAUCAAAAUUAGAGUGCAGCAAACGAAAAGCAAGUACCAUCAGCCCUCAACAGCUCGUAUUGUACUAAAAGGUAUCACAGUCUCUCCAAGCAGCAGGUCUGCAAGUGUCAGAGACAUUAUAAGCAUGUUAGUUGGCCUGUGUAGCUGUUUCAUGUGAGCAAUGGAAAUAAUAACCACACCAUUCCCAAGAAUGGUGACGGCAUACAAAAAAAAGCUCCUUCACUGAAGAUUUCACAGGUGCAGGAGGCAUUAGAUUCUGGGUAACAGAACAGCAUUGGAUACAAUUUUUGAUGAGAUGAGAUAUCCAUUUCCCAAAACAAAAAGGCAUUUAAGUUAGAGAUGAUCACUUGCUACUGAGGUCACAGGUGCAGGUGUGAGAGGUGCUGAUCAAGCACGAUCUUCUUAAAUGAAUGAUAGUGUUUAUAGACUGGGGGUAUUUUGGUUACACCUCCUUACAGGCUGACAACCAUUUAUGAUAUGUUACGUGAUUUACAUCUGUAUGGUACAUUAGUAUAUUCAAUUAAUAUAUAUUAAAUUAACACUACGAUAGAUAGUAAGAUGAUGUCAUGAGCAUGCCUUUUAAACACUUUUUGAGGCACUUUGCUUUUACCAGUAUUUAGAGCGUUAUGCACUAGUGUUAGUGGAGGUAAAAUAUUCUAGGAAAUGUUCUUUAAUUUACAGAAGUUGUCUCCAAUCAAUCAAUCAAUGUUUGGUUGUGCGUGUGUGUUUGGUAGGGGUAGCUGUAUCCAGGGGAGGAUUUGACAUGAUACAAUGACUAUGAAGUUAAAGUGCAGACUGUCAGCUUUAAUUUAAGGCUAUUUAAUUUGAGAAAGUUAGAAGCACAAAUAUCAUACCCCCAAGACAUGCUAACCUCUCACCAUAACAAUAUGAGGGGUGGUUAGCAUUUUUUGCAGGGGUGUGAUAUUUUUGCAUCUAACUUUCUCAUUUAUCGUUAUUCACGAUUCAUUCACGAUGCACACUUUAUCCACAAUCAUGGUAGUAUCCAUAUUAAUGUAGAAGUGUUUCGAACCAAUUUACAAUAAAAAUGACUCCAAAAUGACACAACACAUUAUUUACCAUUAAUUUCUAUUGGGCACAAAAUUAUCUGAAACAAACAGCAAAUGCAUCCAACAAAUGUUUAGAGUUACAAGCUUGAUGUAGUGAUUGCGUGCUAUGAAUAUGGGACCAAAUACUUAACUUUUUACUACUUUAAUAUAUGUCCCAAUACUUUUGGUCUCAUAAAAUGGGGCGGGGGGAGGGGGGCUAUGUACAAAUAGUGUUGUAAUUUCUAAACUGUUCACCCGAUAUGGAUGGAUAUACCCUCAAAUGAAAGCUUACAGCCUUCACUUUAACUUAACUCUACACCUCCCUUUGCUCAAGCUGAGCCUUUCUAAUGGGCUCGGAAGUUGUAGCAAAUAAAUUGUCAAUCAGACUGCAUAUGAGAUUUUUUUUCAGAGCUGAUCUGUAUUAGUGGAAAGAAAUAUCACAAUUGGGAUGCCUGUCUAAACAGUGUCAAUUCCAAUUUCGGGGGUUAACCCCGACCGGGAUUCAAACCCAGAUCCAGCCAACAUCUUAACCUCUACGCCAAGAGGGCCAAAACUCUUGACGAGCUUUCUAGGUGUUGGCUUAAGGUCAUGACACUAUAACCCUUCCUUCGGGAGAGCGUGUCUUCUCACAUGUUUUCGCUUCUUAGAUGGCUUCACGGGUGCCAUCCCACUUCUGAUGUCAAUGUAGCGAAUUCGGGGGGUAGCCCCGACCGGGACUCAAACCCGGAUCCAGCAAAUGUCAAGCCAAAACCUUAACCGUUGUGGCCACCAAGAGUUUGAACCUCUUGGCUUAAUGGUUAUGGUGUUGGCUUAACAGUUGCUGGAACCAUGUUUGAGUCCUGGUCAGGGUUACCCCUGAACUUGCUACAAUACACUUCCACGGUGGCUAGGAAAAACUCCCUAGAAAGGCCAGAACCUAGGAAGAAACCGAGAGAGGAACCAGGCUAUGAAGGGUGGCCAGUCCUCUUCUGGCUGUGCCGGGUGGAGAUUAUAACAGAACAUGGCCAAGAUGUUCAAAUGUUCAUAGAUGACCAGCAGGGUCAAAUAAUAAUAAUCACAGUGGAUGUCGAGGGUGCAACAGGUCAGCACCUCAGAGGACAUACCAUUGUAUCUGUCCCAUUAUGGCAUCUGUGAGAGCAUGGGCAUCUCCAUUUUUUCUCCAUUAUGGCAUCUCCAUUUCGAAGUAGUCCAUUUUCUUCUUCUACUACUUCUAUGAGUUGGUAAACAAACUGAAAGGGUGCAUACUGCCACCUGUAAUGUGUUACUUGAACAGGUUUAAAACCAUGAUUGCUCAAGGCCAGCCUUUCUUAAAGUAUGGGUCGUGGACCUGUUAAUGGUGGGUCUUAAUGUGUCAGUGUAAAUUUAUAAUUGUUUCAUUAAUUACUAGAAUUGAUUUGGCCAAGUGCAUCCGCGCUCUCUGCUCAGUGCGCUUUCUGCUUAAGCAGCGGUCUUUGCUCAGUUUGGCAGCUGCGCAAGUGUGAGAGGGAGAUGUCAGUGUGCUUCGCGGUUUACCGGAUCUUUUUUUCUGCAGUUUUCUUGAAGAUCACGCUACGACACACACGAUGAUGCACUGUCAGCCACAGACUUGUCAUUCCCACUCGCCAUCACUCACCGCUGUCAUCAAAUGGACUCAUGCUAGCCACAAGUUCUUACUGAGCUCAAAUGUCAUAAAACGCAUAUACAGUGAUUAGUUUCUCUCUCUUUCAUACAAACUUAUAACGAGGAGCAAACAUACCCUCGUAAAACUGACUAUCCUACCGAUCCUCGACUUUGGCGAUGUCAUUUCCAAAAUAGCCUCCAACACUCUACUCAUGAAAUUGGAUGCAGUCUAUCACAGUGCCAUUCGUUUUGUCACCAAAGCCCCAAAUACUACCCACCACUGCGACCUGUACGCUCUCGUUGGCUGGCCCUCGCUACAUAUUUGUCACCAAACCCACUGGCUCCAGGUCAUCUAUAAGUCUUUGCUAGGUAAAGCCCCGUCUUAUCUCAGCUUACUGGUCACCAUUGCAACACCCACCCGUAGCACGUGCUCCAGCAGGUAUAUUUUCCUGGUCAUCCCCAAAGCCAACACCUCCUUUGGCCAACCUUCCUUUCAGUUCUCUGCUGCAAAAAUCUCUGAAGCUGGAGACAUAUCUCCCUCACUAACUUUAAGCAUCAGCUGUCAGAGCAGCUUACUGAUCACUGCACCUGUACACAGCCCAUCUGUAAAUAGCCCACCCAACUACCUCAUCCCCAUAUUGUUCUUUAUUUUUCUCUUUUGCACCCCAGUAUCUCUACUUGCACAUCAUCAUCUGCACAUCUAUCACUCCAGUGUUAAUGCUAAAUUGUAAUUAUUUCGCCACUAUGGCCUAUUUAUUGCCAUACCUCCCUAAUCUUACUACAUUUGGACACACUGUACAUAGAUUUGUCUAUUGUGUUAUUGACUGUACAUUUGUUUAUCCCAUGUGUAACUCUGUGUUUUUGUUUUUGCCGCUUUGCUUCGUCUUGGCCAGGUCGCAAUUGUAAAUCAGAACUUGUUCUCAACUGGCCGACCUGGUUACAUAAUAAAUAAAUAAAUAACAGGCCAGAAUGCUUCAGGAAACAGUGCCUCGACAGUGGAAAAGCAAGUCAGUUAGCAAGGCAUUGUUGUCAUUUUACAGCAGGUGAGGAUAAGCAGAAAUAAGGGAGUACUAACUAACAUCCAUAGUAGUAGAUGUGAGUUUCUCUUUCAAACAAUCCCCUGGCCUUGUACACAGCUAAUAGCUAACAUUCGCCAAAGCAAGCUAGCUGGCUACUGAUAGUGCAACCCUAAGUAACAGUACAGAUGAAGAUGAAAAAUGAUCAGGCCUAGUUUACAUCUACUGUAGAAAUUAUUGUUGGAAACAAGUCUAGGUUGGAACUGUUGUUGUUAAAAUACAAUAAUAAUUGUUAUUCUUAACUGGAAUAAACUGAUUGAAGCAAGAUGCUUUUUGAGGCAAACACACUCACACAGUUCUGGGUUGCUCAUCUUCAACAGGAAGCUGUCUCCUGCCAGAAAGAGAAAGCAGUAGAUGUUCUGGUCCAGUUUGGCACCACAUACCUAUGCGAGUCAGGGUUCUCAACUCUGACAAACUUAAAAAACAAGUACAGAAACAGUUUCAAGGCUGAGCAUAACCUCAGUGUUACACUGUCAAAAACAGCCCAGAAUAGACAUGUUGCUGUUAAAAUACAAUACAUAUUUUUUAUUCUGAACUGGAAUAAACAGAUGUAUCACAUCACACAGAUAUAGACCAGAAAAGGACUGUGUGUGUGUUUUCUGGUCUAUAUCUGUGUAAUAUGAUCAAUCAGUUUUUUCCAGUUCAGAAUAAAAAAAUAUGUAUUGCAUUUUAACAGCAACAGUUCCAAUCUAGACUUUCUUUCAACAAUCAUUUCUACAGUAAGAUGUACAGUAGGCCUGAUAAUUUUUCAUCUGUACUGUUACUUAGGGUUGCACUAUCAAAAUGCCUGUGUGUGUUCUGUUAUUCAUCUGUGUGAUGUGAUCAAUAUGCUUAUUCAAGUUCAGAAUGAAAAUUAUUUAUUGUAUUUUUAACAGCAAUAGUUCCAGCCUAGACAGAUAUGUGAUUUAAUGGUGGAACAAAUUCGAAGAAUUCCUUUGUCUUCAGAAGUGCGAUGGACCAAAGCUUGCUCUCACAUGAACGCGCAUGGUCAGCGCAUGUUCAGGUCAUGUUAGACCUUACUCAAUCCCCUCUCCUUCGGCUGCACUUCACAGUAGAAGCAUCAGACAAGGUUCUAAAGACUGUUGACAUCUAGUGUAAGCGAUAGGAAGUGCAACAUUACCAAUAUCCCACUGUAUCUUCAAUAGGAGCCGAGUUGAAAAUCGAGCAACCUCAGAUUUCCCACUUCCUGGUUGGAUUUUCUCAGGUUUUUGCCUGCCAUAUAAGUUAUAUACUGUGUUUAUAUGUUAUACUCACAGACAUCAUUCAAACAGUUUUAGAAACUUCAGAGUGUUUUCUAUCCAAAUCUACUAAUAAUAUGCAUAUUCUAGCUUUUAUGGCUUUGUUGCAGGUCGUUUACUCUGGGCAUGCUUUUCAUCCGGACGUGAAAAUACUACCCCCUACCCCAAAGAAGUUAACAAGUAUCCAUGUUGUUGUCAUUCCGCUAGGGACCUGUUUUCAGCGUAUGAUGAAUGAUGAUACGAGGUUAUGAUUAAUAAGUUAACUGUUUAUAGAUGUAAUAGGUAAAGACCUUGUAGAGUUUAAUUCGGGAGAUGGUAACUCUUUAAAGAACCGCUCUCGUGGUGCCACAGAUCCUAAUGAGUUAAUUGUUACAUGAUUCAUUUAAAAUUGGGUAACAAUUAAACAUUGUUAUUUAUCUAAUUAACUAACGGUCUUCAAAAAUCUCCUGGUAGCGCCUGCAUGCUCUGGACACUACGCUGACAGACACAGCAAACCUUUUUGCCACAGUUCGCAUUGAUGUGCCAUCCUGGAUGAACUGCACUAUCUGAGCCACUUGUGUGGGUUGUAGACUCCGUCUCAUGCUACCACUAGAGUGAGAGCACCGCCAGCAUUCAAAAGUGACCAAAACAUCAGCCAGGAAGCAUAGGAACUGAGAAGUGGUCUGUGGUCACCACCUGCAGAAUCACUCCUGUUUUGGGGGGUGUCUUGCUAAUUGCCUAUAAUUUCCACCUUUUGUCUAUUCCAUUUGCACAACAGCAUGUGACAUUUAUUGUCAAUCAGUGUUGCUUCCUAAGUGGACAGUUUGAUUUCACAGAAGUGUGAUUGACUUGGAGUUACAUUGUGUUGUUUAAGUGUUCCCUUUAUUUUUUUGAGUAGUGUAUUUGUGUCUUGAUUGGGCUCUGAGCGCCGACUCAGAUUAUUGCAUGGUUUGCUUUUUCUGUAAAGCUUUUUUGAAAUCUGACACAGCGGUUGAAUUAAGGAGAAGUGCAUCUAAAAUUCCAUGCAUAACAGUUGUAUCUUUUAGCAAUGUUUAUUAUGAGUAUUCCUGUAAAUUGGUGUGGCUCUCUGCAAAAUCAAAGGAUGUUUUGGAACUUCUGAACAUAACGCGCCAAUGUAAACUCUGAUUUUUGGAUAUAAAUAUGAACUUUACCGAACAAAACAUACAUGUAUUGUGUAACAUGAAGUCCUAUGAGUGUCAUCUGAUGAAGAUCAUCAAAGGUUAGUGAUGAAUUUUAUCUUUAUUUCUGCUUUUUGUGAAUCCUCUCUUUGGCUGGAAAAAUGGCUGUGUUAUUCUGUGAAUAGGCACUCACCUAACAUAAUCCUUUGGUUUGCUUUCGUCGUAAAGCCUUUUUGUAAUCGGACACUGUGGCUGGAUUUACAACAAGUGUAUUUUUAAAAUGGUGUAAAAUACAGGUAUGUUUGAGGAAUUUUAAUUAUGGGAUUUCUGUUGUUUUGAAUUUGGCGCCCUGCAGUUUCACUGGCUGUUGAAGAGGUGGGACGCUACCGUCUCACGUACCCUAGAGAGGUUAAAGAAGAGAUGGAGGGGGACAGAGACACUUAAUCAACAUUGCCACAUUCAGAAACUACUCUCACCUACAAUAACCAUAUGCUUUUCACACGAACCGCUACCCGCUUUGAGCAAAAAAUCAUUAAUAUAUUUAUGUGAAAUGCCUUGGUUUGCCAGGGAUCUCUUGGUGAACGGAGCAGCCUUGAAAGGGGGUUGGGACUUUUUGCUGCACACUUGUACGGCUCUGAUUGUCUAAAAUGGUUCCAACAACUCUUAUACUGUUGUCCAUUUUCGUAGUUGUCCGGUAUCCGGUGAUUUGUGUAAUUCUGAACAGAACUACAGAGUUAAUAUUCCUUCCAUUCAUUCUUAAAUAUGCUUAUUUGAAGACCGACUAGCCAGCCGUAUCGAUGGUUCUCCAGUGGGGUGACAAGAGUAGCGUAAUAUGAGGAUUUGAGCAGAGCAACAGGAUGGUCCUACUUAAAUUCGCUUUCGACUAUAACUUACUUAGGACAACUAAUCAGUCGUACCAGUGAUGGUCCGGGAGGUGAUUUUAUUGCCUCCACCUCGUGUUGAGAUUCAAUGUUCAACCCAUUUUAAACAUGUACCUGCCGCUUCACGCUUAAUCUGGUUCAUUGUCUUUUUUUUCUUAACCCAUCAUUUAUACCUUUUGCUUGAAAGGGGCGGUUCCGGUAGGCUGGCACGGUCCCUGACCUCACUCCGGGGCCGUGAUUACUCACUGUGCAAAGUUAUGGAAAACAAUUAUCUCUUAUAACUUCUCAAAUCACAUCCCUCUCUUAACUUCUUAUGGCUGGGUGGCAGUAUUGAGUAGCUUGGAUAAAAAGGUGCCCAGAGUAAACUGCCUGCUACUCAGGCUCAGAGGCUAAGAUAUGCAUAGUAUUGGUAAAUUUGGAUAGAAAACACCCUGAAGUUACUAAAACUGUUUGAAUAAUGUCUGUGAGUAUAACAGAACUCAUAUGGCAGGCAAAAACCUGAGAAAAAAAUCCAAAAAUCUGAGGUUUGUAGGUUUGACUAUCCAAUAUACAGUGGGACAUUGGUCAUAUUUUACUUCCUAAGGCUUCCACUAGAUGUCAACAGUCUUUAGAACCUUGUUUGAUGCUUCUACUGUGAAGAAUGAGGGAAGGAGAGCUCUUUAAGUCAGGCGUCUGGCAUGAGCUGAACAUGCGCGCUCACGUGAGAGCGACCUGCUUUGCAUUUGCAUUUCUGAAGACAAAGGAGUUCUCCGGUUGAAACAUUAUUGAAGAUUUAUGUUGUAAACAUCCCAAAAGAUCGAUUCUAUACAUCGUUUGACAUGUUUCUACGAACUGUAAUGGAAUUGUUUGACUUUUCGUCUGACCUGCGCGUCAUGAAUGUGGAUUACUGGACUGAACGCGCGAACAAAAUGAAGGUAUUUGGACAUAAAUUAUGGACUAUAUCGAACAAAACAAACAUUUAUUGUGGAACUGAGAUUCCUGGGAGUGCAUUCUGAUGAAGAUCAUCAAAGGUAAGUGAAUAUUUAUAAUGCUAUUUCUGACUUCUGUUGAUUCCGCAACAUGGUGGGUAUAUGUUUGGCUUGUUUUGGUCUCUGAGCACCGUACUCAGAUUAUUGCAUGGUUUGCUUUUUCCGUAAAACUUUUUUGAAAUCUGACAAAGCGGUUGCAUUAAGGAGAAGUAUAUCUAUAAUUCUGUGCAUAAUACUUGUAUCUUUUAUCGAACUUUAUUAUGAGUAUUUCUGUAAAUUCAUGUGGCUCUGUGCAAAUUCACGGGAUGUUUUGGAGGCAAAGCCAAAUGUUAACUGAGGUUUUUAGAUAUAAAUAUGAACUUAAUCGGACAAAACAUACAUGUAUUGUGUAACAUGUUGUCCCGGUAGUGUCAUCUGAUGAAGAAUAUUAAAGGUUAAUGAUUAAUUGUAUCUCUAUUUCUGCUUUUUGUGACUCCUCUCUUUGGUUGGAAAAUGGCUGUAUGCUUUCUGUGACUAGUUGCUGACCUAACAUAUAUGUUGUGCUUCCGCCGAAAAUCCUUUUACAUGCCGGUAAGUGAAAUCGAACAGCUACUCGAGCUGUCAUGUGACCGAAUACUGCAGACAACGCAUUCACAGAUGCAGACGAGAGUACUGAAUUAGCGUACCAUGAGUUUUAAUGCUCAGAGGGAGACGGCACAGUAUUCCGUUUAAGUCAGAAACCAAAACUCCUCCAUAGUGACCUGUGAAUGCGUUGUCUGCAGCAUUCGGUCACAUGACAGCUCGAGCAGCUGUUCGAUUUCACUUACCGGCAUGUAAUCUGAGCUAGGAUCACAGUCAAACAGAUUUUGCUGAUUCGGUCACUCAUUUGUAUAAUUUGUUUUGUGUUUCCCCUCUAUGCUUGCGUUAAGUUUCCAAAAUAUGUCUGUUACAUAGGCAAGGAGAUACAUUUUCUUUUCCUUACACAAAGUCAAGUCUGUUUUUAAUUUGACAUCCAUUGCGAAUGACAACAGCUCUUCUCUCAAUUCAAAAAAUAUUUCCAAAACUCCACCUGGAUAACCCCCAAGCCUUGGUGUGAAAUAGAACAUUGUCAUGCUCUGAUCCCAUAUCUCCACAUAGUUUAGCGAACAGGCGUGUGUGAUGUAGUUUACAAUCGAAGUUACCUGCUGCAUAUCUCGGAAUACUGCUCUCAGCUCUUUUGCCGCCAGUUGCUCUCGGUGUAUCCAUUAUAGCUCAGUGGGUGUAUCAUACAAUACGUCUAUAUGGCAGAGGGAGACAUAACUAGAGUGCAGAGGCCUGUCCGCCGUCCAGUGAUAGAUGGAGCCCCAUUUGUGCAAAAGCCAGCCAUUCAAUCCCAUGGUAUCUGUUUUUCGUCAAAAUAGCCACGCAGCACACUGAACAUCCCCUGUGUUGUUUCAUGCUUAGGAAUCGUGAGACAGAACAAUAUGUCCUCGUGAAUAGCAUCCCCCAACAUGUGGCGGACAAAAGUCAGUCCUCUUGAUUGCUACACUACAGUGCAUUCGGAAAGUAUUCAGACCCCUUGACUUACUCCACAUUUUGUUAUGUUACAGCCUUACUCUAAAAUGUAUGAUAUUGUUUUUUCCCCUCAUCAAUCUACGCACAAUACCCUAUAAUGACAAAGCAAAAAACAGUUUUUUAGACAUUUUAGACAUAAUAUAAAACUUUAAAUAAUUUUUUAAAAGUAUUCAGACCCUUUACUCAGUACUUGUUGAAGCACCUUUGGCAGCGAUUACAGCCUCUAGGCUUCUUGGAUAUGACGGUACAAGCUUGGCACACCUGUUUUUCACAUUCUUCUCUGCAGAUCCUCUCAAGCUCUGUCAGGUUGUAUGGGGAGCGUCCCUGCACAACUAUUUUCACAUCUCCAGAGAUGUUCGAUCGGGUUCAAGUCGGCUCUGGCUGGGCCACUCGAGGACGUUCAGAGACUUCUCCCGAAGCCAUUCUUGCGUUGUCUUGGCUAUGCGCUUAAGGUCGUUGUCCUAUUGAAGGGGAACCUUCACCCCAGUCUGAGGUCCUGAGCGGUCUGGAGCAGGUUUCCAUCAAGGGUCUUUCUGUACUUUGCUCCGUUCAUCUUACCCUCAAUCCUGACUGGUCUCCCAGUCCCUGCCACUGAAAAACAUCCCCACAGCAUUAUGCUCCCUACACCAUGCUUCACCGUAGGCAUGGUGCCAGAUUUCCUUCAGAUGUGACUCUUGGCAUUAAGGCCAAAGAGUUCAGUCUUGGUUUCAUCAGACCAGAGAAUCUUGUUUCUCAUUGUCUGAGAGUCUUUAGGUGCCUUUUGGCAAACUCCAAGCGGGCUGUCAUGUGCCUUUUACUGAUGAGUGGCUUGUAUCUGGCCAUUCUACCAUAAAGGACUGAUUGGUGGAGUGCUGCAGAGAUGGUUGUCCUUCUGGAAUGUUCUCCCAUCUUCACAGAGGAACUCCGGAGCUCUGUCAGAGUGACCAUCGGGUACUUGGUCACCUCCCUGACCAAGGCCCUCCUCCCCCUAUUGCUCAGUUUGGCCGGGCGGACAGCUCUAGGAAGAGUCUUGGUGGUUCCAAACUUCUUCCAUUUAAGAAUGAUGGAGGCCACUCUAUUCUUGGGGACCUUCAAGGCUGCAGAGUUUUUUUGGUACCCUUCCCCAGAUCUGUGCCGACACAAUCCUGUCUCGGAGCUCUACAGACAAUUCCUUCGACCUCAUGGCUUGGUUUUUGAUCUGACAUGCACUGUCAACUGUGGGACCUUAUAUAGACAGGUGUGUGCCUUUCCAAAUCAUGUCCAAUCAAUUGGAUUUACCACAGGUGAACUCCAAUGAAGUUGUAGAAACAUCUAAAGGAUGAUCAAUGGAAACAAGAUGCACUUCAGCUCAAUUUCGAGUCUCAUAGCAAAGGGUCUGAAUACUUAUGUAAAUAUAGUAUGCCGUGGAAAUUACAGUUAGGGACACCUGAAGUCAAUCUUAAAUGAAUCAUUCUUUAUUAUUAACAGCAAGCUGGAGAGGUCACAGUCAAACUUAAAUGCAUAAUGUACCGGGCUUAGGUGAGCUCUACCGGGGCAGUCCCGUUAGUUCUCUUAUGAGUGAUUUUUUUUAUUAUUAUUAUUAUAAUUUUUUUGCCCCUUUUCUCCCCAAUUUUCGUGGUAUCCAAUCGCUAGUAAUUACUAUCUUGUCUCAUCGCUACAACUCCCGUACGGGCUCGGGAGAGACGAAGGUCGAAAGCCAUGCGUCCUCCGAAGCACAACCCAACCAAGCCGCACUGCUUCUUUAACACAGCGCGCCUCCAACCCGGAAGCCAGCCGCACAUAUGUUCCAAGAAGGCGUAGCAGUCGGACGUGUAUUUGUCUUGUCUUGUCCCGUCUUGUCCCGCGUAAAUAGUCCUCGUAUUUUUUGUAUACAUUUCGUAUAUAUUUUAAUUUCACUUUCCAUCUUGGAACUGAAUAUACAUUCCCGCAACCCGCCUCACCCAAUGUGGUACGGAUCUGCUAUUUUUUAUACUUUAGAACCGUAACCCCAAUCAGAAGCUAGCCAGAUAACUAGCUACUAGCUAGUAGUCAGUUAGCCACUGCUGCGGUCUUCGCCCUUAACUCGGACACCAGCCAGCUUCAGCUCGGGCAAAUACCUGCCAGUCUGCAGGCGCGAUAUCAACCCAGAGAAUAUAGGACUGCUUUUUCUCUACCACAUCACCGGAUUCCUGAUGCAAGCUCUGGACAAUUACACCGGAUCAUCGUCGCUAGCUAGCUGCAACCAGGUGGCUACUACUGGCUAAUACCUCUGUCCCGAAACAAGCACCAGUUAGCCUUGAACUAGCCUCGAGCUGGGCCCAUCUGCCGGCUAGCCGAAGAGGCCUACCAGCGAAUUAUUGGGCUACAAUACCUCUUUUGCCAAUUGGACUGGACCCUUUAUUGCCGACACGGAGCCCCGCCGAUCCAUCACGACUGGUCUGCCGACGUAAUUGUCCGAGGUGGUUUCAACAGGCUUUUCCAUUGCGACGUUUCUGAAUACCCAUCUGCUAAUUAUUAGCUGUCUUAUCGGCUGCUAUCUAAAUAAAUAUACCGGACAAUUUUUAUUUUUUUAUUUUUUCCUGGGUCACUAUAUCUAUUUUGCCAAUUGGAUCGAUCCCCUCUACCACACGGAACCCCACUAAUCUACCGACGGAAACGAACGAGGUGACAAAAAAAUUAAAAAAUAAAUAAAAUAAAAACAGACCUCCAUCCUAUGUUAUCUUGCUACCGAUUGCCAGCUACCCGGCCAGCUGUCUGGAUCGCCGUGCCCCCAACCAACCUCUACUCACUGGACCCUUAUGAUCACUCGAUUAAGCAUGCCUCUCCUUAAUGUAAAUAUGCCUUGUCCAUUGCUGUUCUGGUUAGUGUUUAUCGGCUUAUUUCACUGUAGAGCCUCUAGCCCUGCUCACUAUAUAUCCAACCUCUCAGUUCCACCACCCACAUAUGCGAUGACAUCACCUGGUUUCAAUGAUGUUUCUAGAGACUAUAUCUCUCUCAUCAUCACCCAUUACCUAGGUUUACCUCCACUGUAUUCACAUCCUACCAUACGUUUGUCUGUACAUUAUUCCUUGAUGCUAUUUUAUCGCCCCCAGAAACUUCCUUUUACUCUCUGUUCUAGAUGUUCCAAACGACCAAUUCUCAUAGCUUUUAGCCGUACCCUUAUCCUACUCCUCCUCUGUUCCUCUGGUGAUGUAGAGGUGAAUCCAGGCCCUGCAGUACCUAGCUCCACUCCUAUUCCCCAGGCGCUCUCUUUUGAUGACUUCUGUAACCGUAAUAGCCUUGGUUUCAUGCAUGUUAACAUUAGAAGCCUCCUCCCUAAGUUUGUUUUGUUCACUGCUUUAGCACACUCUGCCAACCCAGAUGUUUUAGCCGUGUCUGAAUCCUGGCUUAGGAAGACCACCAAAAAUUCUGACAUUUUUAUCCCUAACUACAAGAUUUUCAGACAAGAUAGAACGGCCAAAGGGGGCGGUGUUGCAAUCUACUGCAAGGAUUGCCUGCAGAAUUCUGUUUUACUAUCCAGGUCUGUUCCGAAACAAUUUGAACUCCUACUUUUAAAAAUCCACCUCUCUAAAAACAAGUCUCUCACUGUUGCCGCCUGCUAUAGACCACCCUCUGCCCCCAGCUGUGCUCUGGACACCAUAUGUGAACUGAUUGCCCCCAAUCUAUCUUCAGAGCUUGUGCUGCUAGGCGACCUAAAUUGGAACAUGCUUAACACCCCAGCCAUCCUACAAUCUAAGCUUGAUGCCCUCAAUCUCACACAAAUUAUCAAUGAACCUACCAGGUAUCACCCCAAUUCCGUAAACACGGGUACCCUCAUAGACAUCAUCCUAACCAACUUGCCCUCCAAAUACACCUCUGCUGUUUUCAACCAAGAUCUCAGCGAUCACUGCCUCAUUGCCUGUAUCCGUAAUGGGUCAGCGAUCAAACGACCUCCACUCAUCACUGUCAAACGCUCCCUGAAACACUUCAGCGAGCAGGCCUUUCUAAUCGACCUGGCCGAGGUAUCCUGGAAGGAUAUUGAUCUCAUCCCGUCAGUAGAGGAUGCCUGGAUAUUUUUAAAAAAUGCCUUCCUCACCAUCUUGAAUAAGCAUGCCCCAUUCAAGAAAUUUAGAACCAGGAACAGAUAUAGCCCUUGGUACUCUCCUGACUGCCCUUAACCAACAGAAAAACAUCCUAUGGCGUUCUGCAUUAGCAUCGAACAGCCCCCGUGAUAUGCAACUUUUCAGGGAAGCUAGAAACCAGUAUACACAGGCAGUUAGAAAAGCCAAGGCUAGCUUUUUCAAGCAGAAAUUUGCUUCCUGCAACACAAACUCAAAAAAGUUCUGGGACACUGUAAAGUCCAUGGAGAAUAAGAACACCUCCUCCCAGCUUCCAACUGCACUGAAGAUAGGAAAUACUGUCACCACCGACAAAUCCAUUAUAAUUGAGAAUUUCAAUAAGCAUUUUUCUACGGCUGGCCAUGCUUUCCACCUGGCUACCCCUACCCCGGUCAACAGCACUGCCCUCCCCUCUGCUACUCGCCCAAGCCUUCCCCAUUUCUCUUUCUCCCAAAUACAGUCAGCUGAUGUUCUGAAAGAGCUGCAAAAUCUGGACCCUUACAAAUCAGCCGGGCUAGAUAAUCUGGACCCUUUCUUUCUAAAACUAUCUCCUGAAAUUGUUGCCACCCCUAUUACCAGCCUUUUCAACCAGCCUUUUCAACCUCUCUUUCGUGUCGUCUGAGAUUCCCAAAGAUUGGAAAGCAGCUGCGGUUAUCCCCCUCUUCAAAGGGGGAGACACUCUAGACCCAAACUGCUACAGACCUAUAUCUAUCCUACCCUGCCUUUCUAAGGUCUUCGAAAGCCAAGUCAACAAACAGAUUACCGACCAUCUCGAAUCCCACCAUACCUUCUCCGCUAUGCAAUCUGGUUUCAGAGCUGGUCAUGGGUGCACCUCAGCCACGCUCAAGGUCAUAAACGAUAUCUUAACCGCUAUCGAUAGGAAACAGUACUGUGCAGCCAUAUUCAUUGACCUGGCCAAGGCUUUUGACUCUGUCAAUCACCACAUCCUCUUCGGCAGACUCGACAGCCUUGGUUUCUUUAAUGAUUGCCUCGCCUGGUUCACCAACUACUUCUCUGAUCGAGUUCAGUGUGUCAAAUCGGAGGGUCUGUUGUCCGGACCUCUGGCAGUCUCUAUGGGGGUGCCACAGGGUUCAAUUCUUGGACCGACUCUCUUCUCUGUAUACAUCAAUGAUGUCGCUCUUGCUGCUGGUGAGUCUCUGAUCCACCUCUACGCAGACGACACUAUUCUGUAUACUUCUGGCCCUUCUCUUGACACUGUGUUAACAACCCUCCAGGCGAGCUUCAAUGCCAUACAACUCUCCUUCCGUGGCUUCCAAUUGCUCUUAAAUACAAGUAAAACUAAAUGCAUGCUCUUCAACCGAUCGCUACCUGCACCUGCCCGCCUGUCCAGCAUCACUACUCUGACUUAGAAUAUGUGGACAACUACAAAUACCUAGGUGUCUGGUUAGAUUGUAAACUCUCCUUCCAGACUCACAUCAAGCAUCUCCAAUCCAAAGUUAAAUCUAGAAUCGGCUUCCUAUUCCGCAACAAAGCAUCCUUCACUCAUGCUGCCAAACAUACCCUUGUAAAACUGACCAUCCUACCAAUCCUCGACUUCGGUGAUGUCAUUUACAAAAUAGCCUCCAAAACCCUACUCAAUAAAUUGGAUGCAGUCUAUCACAGUGCCAUCCGUUUUGUCACCAAAGCCCCAUAUACUACCCACCACUGCGACCUGUACGCUCUCGUUGGCUGGCCCUCGCUUCACACUCGUCGCCAAACCCACUGGCUCCAGGUCAUCUACAAGACCCUGCUAGGUAAAGUCCCCCCUUAUCUCAGCUCGCUGGUCACCAUAGCAACGCCCACCCGUAGCACGCGCUCCAGCAGGUAUAUCUCUCUGGUCACCCCCAAAACCAAUUCUUCCUUUGGCCGCCUCUCCUUCCAGUUCUCUGCUGCCAAUGACUGGAACGAACUACAAAAAUCUCUGAAACUGGAAACACUUAUCUCCCUCACUAGUUUUAAGCACCAGCUGUCAGAGCAGCUCAUAGAUUACUGCACCUGUACAUAGCCCAUCUAUAAUUUAGCCCAAACAACUACCUCUUUACCUACUGUAUUUAUUUAUUUUGCUCCUUUGCACCCCAUUAUUUCUAUCUCUACUUUGCACCUUCUACCACUGCAAACCAACCAUUCCAGUGUUAUUUUUUUUACUUGCUAUAUUGUAUUUACUUCGCCACCAUGGCCUUUUUAUAUAUUUUUUAUUUAUUUAUAUAUAUAUAUUUUGUUUGCCUUCACCUCCCUUAUCUCACCUCACUUGCUCAUAUUGUAUAUAGACUUAUUUUCACUGUAUUAAUGACUGUAUGUUUGUUUUACUCCAUGUGUAACUAUGUGUUGUUGUAUGUGUCGAACUGCUUUGCUUUAUCUUGGCCAGGUCGCAAUUGUAAAUGAGAACGUGUUCUCAAUUUGCCUACCUGGUUAAAUAAAGGUGAAAUAAAUAAAUAAAUAAAAAUGUGUCGGAGGAAACACCGUGCACCUGGCCCCCUUGGUUAGCGCGCACUGCGCCCAGCCCGCCACAGGAGUCGCUGGAGCGCGAUGAGACAAGGAAAUCCCUACCGGCCAAACCCUCCCUAACCCGGACGACGCUGGCCCAAUUGUGCGUCGCCCCACGGACCUCCCGGUCGCGGCCGGCUGCGACAGAGCAUGGGGGCGAACCCAGAGACUCUGGUGGCGCAGUUAGCACUGCGAUGCAGUGCCCUAGACCACUGCGCCACCCGGGAGGCCCCGUUAGUUCUCUUAUAUACUGCUUACACAGAGAAGUUAUAUUUGCAUGAUUUAGCUUAUUCAUCAUUCAUAACGAAUUCCUCAUUGACGUUUGGUUCAUGCAUGUGGCCGACCAAUGCCUCACUAGGCUUCUUCUCUCCAAACUGAGACCUUGAAAUUGAGAUAUACAUUUUCUUCUCAAAAAAAGGUUCUGGGCAUACUGUCAAAUUGCAGAUUCUGAUAGUGAGGAUUCCUCCCAGGCACGUCUCUUGCAUGAACACAGAAAUUGCUAAUUAGAAAAGCACAAACAUAACAUUUUCCAUCAAAGGUAUUUCUGUUUUUUAUUUGUAAUACAUUUGCAAUUUUUUUUAAACUUGUUUUCACAUUGUCAUUAUGGGGUAUUGUGUACACAUUGAGGAUUUUUAAAAUCCAUUUAAAAUAAGGCUGUAACAUAAGAAAAUGCGGAAAAAGGGAAGGGGUCUUAAUACUUUCCGAAUGCACUGUGUAUAUACAGUUGAAGUCGGAAGUUUACAUACACUUACGUUGGAGUCAUUAAAACUUGUUUUUCAACCACUCCACACAUUUCUUGUUAACAAACUAUAGUUUUGGCAAGUCGGUUAGGACAUCUACUUUGUGCAUGAUACAAGUAAUUUCUACAACAAUUGUUUACAGACAGAUUAUUUCACUUAUAAUUCACUGUAUCACAAUUCCAGUGGGUCAGAAGUUUACAUACACUAAGUUGACUGUGCCUUUUCACAGCUUGGAAAAUGAUAUCAUGGCUUUAGAAGCUUCUGAUAGGCUAAUUGACAUCAUUUAAUUUGAGUCAAUUGGAGGUGUACUUGUGGAUGUAUUUCAAGGCCUACCUUCAAACUCAGUUCCUCUUUGCUUGACAUCAUUUGAAAAUCAAAAGAAAUCAGCCAAGACCUCAGGAAAAAAAUUGUAGACCUCCACAAGUCUGGUUCAUCCUUGGGAGCAAUUUCCAAACGCCUGAAGGUACCACGUUCAUCUGGACAAACAAUAGUACACAAGUAUAAACACCAUAGAACCACGCAGCAUCAUACCGCUCAGGAAGGAGACGCCUUCUGUCUCCUAGAAAUGAACAUACUUUGGUGCGAAAAGUGCAAAUCAAUCCCAGAAGAACAGCAAAGGACCCUCAUGUGAAGAUGCUGGAGGAAACAGGUACUAAAGUAUUUAUAUCCACAGUAAAAUGAGUCCUAUAUCGACAUAACCUGAAAGGCCGCUCAGCAAGGAAGAAGCCACUGCUCCAUAACCGCCAUAAAAAACCCAGACUACGGUUUGCAACUGCACAUGGGGACAAAGAUCAUACUUUUUGGAGAAAUGUCCUCUGGUCUGAAGAAACAAAAAUAGAACUGUUUGGCCAUAAUGACCUUCGUUAUGUUAGGAGGAAAAAGGGUGAGGCUAGCAAGCCGAAGAACUCCAUCCUAACCGUGAAGCACGGGGGUGGCAGCUUCAUAUUGUGGGGGUGCAUUGCUGCAGGAGGGACUGGUGCACUUCACAAAAUAGAUGGCAUCAUGAGUCAGGUAAAUUAUGUGGAUAUAUUGAAGCAACAUCUCAAGACAUCAGUCAGGAAGUUAAAGCUUGGUCGCAAAUGGGCCUUCCAAAUGGACAAUGACCCCAAGCAUACUUCCAAAGUUGUGGCAAAAUGGCUUAAGGACAACAAAGUCAAGGUAUUGGAGUGGCCGUCAUAAACCCUGACCUCAAUCCUAUAGAACAUUUGUGGGCAGAACUGAAAAAGCGUGUGCGAGCAAGGAGGCCUACAAACCUGACUCAGUUACACCAGCUCUCUCAGGAGGAAUGGGCCAAAAUUCACCCAACUUCUUGUUGGAAGCUUGUGGAAGGCUACCCGAAAUCUUUGACCCAAGUUAAACAAUUUAAAGGCAAUGCUAUCAAAUACUAAUUGAGUGUAUGUAAACUUCUGACCCACUGGGAAUGUGAUGAAAGAAAUAAAAGCUGAAAUAAAUCAUUCUCUCUACUAUUAUUCUGACAUUUCACAUUCUUAAAAUAAAGUGGUAAUCCUAACUGGCCUAAGACAGGAAUUUUUACUAGGAUUAAAUGUCAGGAAUUGCGAAAACUGAGUUUAAAUGUAUUUGGCUAAGGUGCAUGUAAACUUCCUUCUUCAACCGUAUACAAAAGUAUGUGGACACCCCUUCAAAUUAGUGGAUUCGGCUAUUUCAACCACACACGUUGCUGACAGGUGUAUUAAAUUGAGCACACCGCCAUGCAAUCUCCAUAGACAAACAUUGGCAGUUGAAUGGCCUUACUGAAAGUGCCACUUUCAACGUGGCACUGUCUUAUGAUGCCACCUUUCCAACAAUGAUUGCCUAUUAUAGCAUCAAUUAUUUGUUUCACAGUGUUAUCUGACAAAGGUAUUCAUGUGAGUGUCUGUGCCUCUGCCUCCACAACACAGACACCAGAAAAGAAGUAGAUACUUCUCAAAUAAUGACAUGCCUCCUUUGUGUAAUACAGUCCAUUUAGUGAGCCAGCAGCAGUGCCAUUCGUUGAUGUAUAAGUGCGGUUAGUAUUUCAUGAGACAUUGUCGAGAUGAUCAACUAAUGAUGUUAUAUCUACAGCGAGAUAUAACAGUGAGAACAUGCUGCCGACAAACAGGGCCCAGUAGAUGAUUAUUUUGAUGUUCCUCUUCAUUCAGAUGUAGGGUGCAUGCUGGGCAGGGACGAUCCGGGUGAAGUAGUUAAAAUUCAGACAAGUCGAGAUUGACAUGUUGGUGGGUGAUGAGUACACCAUUAUCAGAACACCAGCAAAGCAGAGCUCUGAAUGUUCAUUUGAAGAAGAAUCAGCACAAGUAUUCCUUUGCAAUAAGAGAGACUAGAAAAACUAAAAAACCAAGGCUCCUUGGAGUAUAUUCAAAGGCCGUUUGAGAGGGUUUCAAAUGUCUCCUUACAGCACUAUUGAGACCGGCUCAACUUAAACAAGAAUUCUGAAAGGUUUUGUUUUUAUAUAUCUAGGUGGGACAGUAUAUAGGCCUUAAUAUUGGUAUGUGAACCUCAUCACACUCUUAUGAACAUACUGCAGAGUUAUAUAUCGUAUGUUCUGCACAUGUUAUGUUUGUGCUCUUGAAUACAAAUGAAUGUGAACAAAUGAAAACGUAUCAGUACUGAAUCACCUGGAAUGAGUUAUCCAUCUUGUUAAUCUUUUUCUCUGCAAAACUGACAGGUGCUCAACUGAAGACGUUUGUUUGUCUGUCCGUAUUUAUUUGGACAGUGAAGCUAUGUUUUUUACAUUUCGCUCUAUACUUCAUAAUUUUGGAUUUAAGAUACAUUGUUUCAUAUGAGGUUACAGUACAGAAUGUCACCUUUUAUUUGAAGGUAUUUUCAUACAUAUCUGUUUUACCGUUUGGCCCCAUAUUCCUAGCAUGCAAUGACUACUUCAAGCUUGGGCUCUAGAAACCUGUUGGCUGCAUUUGCAGUUUGUUUUGGUUGUUUGGUUAUGUUUUGCCCCAAUAUAAACUGAAUGAUGAAUAUUAUAAUGUGUCGUUUUGGACACACGUUUUGGAGUCACUUUUAUUGUAAAUAAGAAGAGAUGUUUCUGAACACUUCUACAUUGUGUAUGCUACCAUGAUUGUGGAUAAUCAUGAAUUAAUUGUGAAUAAUGAUGAGUGAGAACACUAGAGGAACUAAGAUCAUAACCCCCCAAAACAUGCAAACCUCCCCUUUUAUUGGUAAUUGUGAGAGGUAAGUGUGUUUUAGGGUUAUGAUCUUUGAGUAUCUGUAACUUUCUCACUCAUCGUUAUUCACGAUUCAUUCAUUAUUAUCUGUAAUCAUGGUAACAAUCCCCUUAAUAUAGAAGUGUUCAGAAACAGGGCAAUUUCUAGCGUUUUUGGGCCCCUAAGCAUUUCCUGGUUGAUACAAUUCUAAUAAUUCACCUAAUUUCAGUUUAUGGGGCAAAACAAGCAGUCAAUGUGUAGAGAAUCAUUGUACCAUCUAAACCGCUGUGAAAUAUAUUUUCAAUAACCAAAAAUAUUGUGUUUGAAGCUGGUGUACAAAACCAAAAGGAAAAGAAGCAAAAACAAAACUUAAGGGGAAGCCAAGAAGCUUUCCCAGAACAGAUGCACUGGCUUCAUAGACUUGCUUUCAAUGCGAAAGACAGAUCAAUAAAUCACAUUGCUAUGUGAAUUUGGUAGGGUCACCCAAAAAGUUACAUAUUGUAGCUUUAAAUGAGUGCAUUUAUGUACAAAAAUAAUACAAGAAGUAUUGAGUUGAAACAUGGAUAAUUGGUGGAGUACUGUGGAUACUACUAAACCUUGUAAACCUCCAAGGCCCAUGUUGCCCAGGGUUAAGAACGUACAUUGUAGAUUAAUAUUAUUACAUUGUAUUGUAUUAUACCCUCUAAAUAUUAUUAUUCCAAUCUGUUGUUUGUAAUAUUAUUAUUAUUUUUUUAAAGAUAAAAAAGAGAAACGGGACGGCGGACACCACGUUGAUAACGCCUGCCCUAGAGAUCUGGAUUGCGUGACCGGUCAGUAAUUUGGCCAUGAUUACUUCAAGGUUUAGAUGGCUGGGUAGACUACCUUACCUAAGGGGGGCCCUAACCGUCCGCUUGUCUCUUAUUCCUAGAAACGGCACUGUUCAGAAACUAUUCUAUUCUUAUUUACAAUAAAAGUGACUCCACAACAUUAUUUACCAUUCAUUUCUAUCGGGCAAUACAUUUCCAUUUUUACCCAUUAAAUUACUGGGAAUGUAUACAUAUUGAGUGUGCGACUCUCUUUGUUUUAUAGUUUAUAAUUUAUUCACCGUUAGUCAGCACCUCUAAACUAAAUCAUUUCCUCUGGGUGUGCGCCUGUUCAUGCUUUUUAUUACACGCCAUUAUCUGAAACGCAAACAAAACAAACUGCAAAAGCAUCAGACAAGUUUGUAGAGCGACAAGCUUGAUGCAGUCAUUGUGUGCUAGGAAUAUGGGACCAAAUACUACACUUUUGACAAAAUGUAAUACUUAUGACACCUUCAAAUUCAGGGGACCACAGAUGUAGGAUCUUUUGCUACAGCAGGAAAAAUAAUCCUGCAGCAACAGGAAAUGUGGAUUAUAAUGAAUGGACACUUUUGUAGGGUCUGAUAUUUUAUUUGCCAUAACAAAAAAUCUAAGUGGAAAUAAAAAAUGUUAGAAGCCUUUUUAAAACUCAAAUACACUACAAUUUUGCAUUUCCUUCUAUGCAGGAAAAUUCUCAGCAAAAAGUGUGAUCAAAUUAAGAACGCACUCUGUAGAUACAUAAAGUGCAUUCAUUUCUAAACAGUAAAACAAAUAUGUAUAAAAAAUACCCUAAAAUAAAAGGUGACUACUGUCACUUCAUAUGAAUUAUUUGAUCAGAAAUGCUGGAGUAUAGAGCAAUAUUCAACUGGAUUAUACUUGUUUUUAAACCUACACACCUGUGUCUGAUAUGGUUUAAUAAAGGACUGAGAACAAAG